Molecule: messenger RNA, 2171 nt
Organism: Neogale vison (American mink)
Lineage: Eukaryota; Metazoa; Chordata; Mammalia; Carnivora; Mustelidae
Gene: NELFCD
Product: negative elongation factor complex member C/D
Exons: 15
Coding region: 16-1788 (590 amino acids)
Biological process (GO): negative regulation of transcription elongation by RNA polymerase II
Cellular component (GO): NELF complex; nucleus
Molecular function (GO): RNA binding
Source: RefSeq, a predicted model, not a curated record
CGCUCACGGGAGAGGAUGGCGGGGCCCGCGCCGGGCGCCAUAAUGGACGAGGACUACUUCGGGAGCGCGGCCGAGUGGGGCGACGAGGCGGACGGUGGCCAGCAGGAGGAUGAUUAUGGAGAGGGAGAAGAUGAUGCAGAGGUCCAGCAAGAAUGCCUACAUAAAUUCUCUACCCGGGAUUAUAUAAUGGAGCCCUCCAUCUUUAACACUCUGAAGAGGUAUUUUCAGGCAGGAGGGUCUCCGGAGAAUGUUAUCCAACUCUUAUCUGAGAACUACACGGCGGUGGCCCAGACCGUGAACCUGCUGGCUGAGUGGCUCAUUCAGACAGGUGUCGAACCCGUGCAGGUCCAGGAAACGGUGGAAAAUCACUUGAAGAGUCUAUUGAUCAAACAUUUUGACCCCCGCAAAGCAGAUUCCAUUUUCACUGAAGAAGGAGAGACCCCGGCUUGGCUUGAACAAAUGAUCGCACAUACCACGUGGAGAGAUCUGUUUUACAAACUGGCUGAAGCCCACCCAGACUGUUUGAUGCUGAACUUCACCGUGAAGCUUAUUUCUGAUGCCGGGUACCAAGGGGAGAUAACUAGCGUAUCCACAGCCUGCCAGCAGCUGGAGGUCUUCUCCAGAGUUCUCCGUACCUCUCUAGCGACGAUUUUGGAUGGAGGAGAGGAAAACCUUGAAAAAAAUCUCCCCGAGUUUGCCAAAAUGGUAUGCCACGGGGAGCACACGUACCUGUUUGCCCAGGCCAUGAUGUCGGUGCUGGCCCAGGAGGAGCAGGGGGGCUCCGCCGUGCGCAGGAUCGCCCAGGAGGUGCAACGCUUCGCCCAGGAGAAAGGUCAUGAUGCCAGUCAGAUCACACUAGCACUGGGCACAGCUGCCUCCUACCCCAGGGCCUGUCAGGCCCUUGGGGCUAUGUUGUCCAAAGGAGCCCUGAAUCCCGCCGACAUCACCGUCCUGUUCAAGAUGUUCACAAGCAUGGACCCGCCUCCUGUUGAACUCAUUCGGGUGCCUGCCUUCUUGGACCUGUUCAUGCAGUCGCUGUUCAAGCCCGGGGCCAGGAUCAACCAGGACCACAAGCACAAGUACAUCCAUAUCUUGGCCUAUGCGGCAAGCGUCGUUGAAACCUGGAAAAAGAACAAGCGCGUGGGCAUCAACAAGGAUGAGCUGAAGUCCACGUCCAAAGCCGUGGAGACCGUUCACAACUUGUGCUGUAACGAGAACAAAGGGGCCUCGGAACUGGUGGCAGAGCUGAGCACGCUUUACCAGUGCAUCAGGUUUCCAGUGGUAGCCAUGGGUGUGCUGAAGUGGGUGGACUGGACCGUGUCUGAGCCCAGGUACUUCCAGCUGCAGACCGACCACACCCCAGUGCACCUGGCCUUGCUGGACGAGAUCAGCACGUGCCACCAGCUCCUGCACCCGCAGGUCCUGCAGCUGCUCGUUAAGCUUUUUGAGACGGAGCACUCCCAGCUCGACGUGAUGGAGCAGCUGGAGUUGAAGAAGACCCUGUUGGACAGGAUGGUUCACCUGCUGAGUCGAGGUUAUGUACUUCCUGUUGUCAGUUACAUCCGGAAGUGCCUGGAGAAGCUGGACACUGACAUCUCGCUCAUUCGCUACUUUGUAACUGAGGUACUGGAUGUCAUCGCUCCUCCGUACACCUCUGACUUUGUGCAGCUUUUCCUCCCCAUCUUGGAAAACGACAGCAUCGCCGGGACCAUUAAAACGGAAGGUGAACAUGACCCGGUGACAGAAUUUAUAGCCCACUGCAAGUCCAACUUCAUCCUCGUGAACUAAUUCAGAGUGUCCUCCUGAGCUGACCCAGAAUGUUCCGGGAGCCCAGCGGCGGGAAAGCCCUUCCAGAAGCUCUUGCUGAAGAGGCCAGUCCACAUCGUGGGACUGGGCUGUGGAGGGAGGAGCUGGGUGACUGUACGGCGGCUAGUGCAGAUGGCUCCCCCGAGUCGGAGCUGCCCCCGCACCCCGCUGACUGCGUUCCUUGCCCCCAGCACAGGAGCUGGGUCCCUCCCGCGGUGGCAGGAAGCUCAGAACCUGAGACAUGGAGAGGAACCACAUUCCCUGGUGGCUCUUCUCACAAGAACUCAGUUAAUUCAUCUUUUAUUGUCAUUGUCUUAAUUUUCCAAGAAUAAAUUAAAAAGCCUUUCUCUGGAUUGGCAGGUGGA